Molecule: messenger RNA, 1059 nt
Organism: Thecamonas trahens ATCC 50062
Lineage: Eukaryota; Apusomonadida; Apusomonadidae
Exons: 2
Coding region: 1-1059 (352 amino acids)
Source: RefSeq, a predicted model, not a curated record
AUGUCCGGACUCUGCUUCCACGGCAGCGACAGGAAGAACGAUAGGGGGAAGGUCGGGACCAAGCGGUGCUCACGCUGCAAGAGCAUGGUCUACUGCUCGCGCGAGUGCCAGGUCGCCGACUGGAAGAGCCACAAGGUGGCGUGCAAGGAGAGCGGGGCGUGCAAGGAGAGCGGGGCGGACAAGGAUGGAGCUGCGGCCAAGUGUGAAGUGGGGGCUGGGGCUGGGGCUGGAGCUGGAGCUGGGCCGAGCGGCACUGCCUGCCAUGUGCGGCAGAUGACGAUGGAAGACCUCAAGCGGACGCCAAGCAUGGAGGCGGCGAUGAAGGCGGUGGUCGACGCAGUGACCGCCAACGAUACCGAGGCGCUCAAGGCGGUGGCGCUCGGGUCGGCCGAGGGCCAGCUGGCGUACGCGCUGCUCAACACGGCUGAGCCGAACCCGACCGAUUUUUUCCUCGCCGCGCAGGGCUUUAUGGGGCGACAGGAGCUCGACGCAGCCAUGAUCUGCUUCCGCAAGACGAUGGCGGCGGCGCGUGGGCGGUGGUCGACGCACGGGCCAGAGAUGCUCGGCUCGCUGCUGUAUUUGAGCAUGCUCGCUGGUGCACGCAUGUGGGUUCCCGAGAGCGUCCGCAACGAGGAGAUCAUCAAGUACUCGCGAAAGUUCAUGGGCGCGAUCGGCAAGCACAAGGGCGCGGCGGCGAGGAUCUCGCCGGUCCAGGUGGCGACGGUGGUGAACAACCUCGCAGGCGCGCUGUAUGUCCGCGGCUACGAGAGCCGCAGUGCUAGCGAUGCGCGCGACGCGCUCGCCUUCCACUCGAUGGCGCUCAAGACAUUUACCAAGAGCAACGACCGAGUCCGGUGGGCGCAGAUCUCAUCCUGUGUCGGCGCCGCCGCCGCGCUCCUCAUCGAGCUCGGCGAGGCGACGCCCGACGAUGUGCGCGCGGGCAAGAAGGCAUUUGACGACACGUUGACGGUCAUCAACUCGUCAACCUCGCCGUCAGACUACGCUACGAUUGCCGACGGCGUUGCUCGGGUCGAUGUGGCGUACAAGGCGCUGGAUUAG